This is a messenger RNA of Durotheca rogersii, 1196 nucleotides long. RefSeq lists its product as uncharacterized. Gene Ontology annotation, cellular component: preribosome, large subunit precursor. The coding region runs from base 361 to 768 and encodes 135 amino acids. The transcript has 4 exons. Lineage: Eukaryota; Fungi; Ascomycota; Sordariomycetes; Xylariales; Xylariaceae. The record is from RefSeq and is a predicted model, not a curated record.
CCUACCAUUACAGUUACGGUACCUGAGGCAGCAGGUGUAGGUACCUUAGGUACCUACCUACGCUGCCGUCUGGUGGUAUAACAUUUAGGUACCUUAUGCGGGAUCUACACCACCGAGACUCCGAUUUGCCCACAAACCCCCCCGCCCACUGCCUAGGUACCUACCUGGAGCGCAACGUGCUGUACCUCUAAGGGAACCUGCUAACAUUUAGAGACGGGGAAAAAUCAAUUUCCUCAUCUCAUCCGGCAAUUUUUCUAGCAACUAUCCCACACUCCCAAAUCUCCCUCCGCACAGGCUCCCCCAGCAUCCGUCUCCCUCUCGCACGGCAGCCCCCGCCCGACGCCGCAGAGCAAGCCAGCCAUGGCGAAGAGCGCGCGCGCGAGCUCGCGCAAGACGAACAACCAGCGCCUCAAGGCCAAGGUCUUCGGCCCCGUCGAGUCCGCCCGCGCCGAGCGCCUCUCGGCGAGGCUGCUCGAGCUCGCCGCCCAGCCGAAGCCCCCGCCGCCGGAAGCGACCCGUGGAUUAGGUAUCGUCGACGACGGGACCAAGAUGGACGAGGAUACCCCUGCUGCUGUUGCUACGGCGGCGACGGCAGCGGCAGAAGGCGCCAAUGAUGACACAGCGAUGGAUAUCGACGGUGCUAAGCCCACGUCGACGAAGCGCGGCAGCGGCAAGAAGCGCGUCGAGAAGCGCCGGAAACGGAGCAGCAUUGUCUUCCCCAAGUUUGGCGACAAGAAUAAGACUAAGAGGCGCCACUCCAAGAAAUAGUGACGGAUCAUACACGAUCCAAAGGAAGAUCGGGGCCCGGGGCAAUACGGUGUUCGGCGUUUAGUUAUAUUUGGUGGUUCAUCUAGGUCUAAUCUUAGUCUUAAAAUGAUACCCAGCGUGGCGAUGCCACGCGCUCCUAUUGAUCCCCUGCUGUGAUCGCUGAUGUACUCGUUGCCGCAGCUGGGGUCGCCAGGGCUAAGGUGGUAGCCGGGGCCGGGUCUGAAGGCGCUGUUAAAACUGGUGUCGUUUCCGGGGCCCGCGCCUCCCCCUGUGCGGGGAUAGUCGGCGCCGGAGCCGGGGUGGCAACUGAUGCGAGCGCCGGUGCUGACGCCGGUGCUGACGUGGGGAUUGAUGUCGGCGCGGCCACUGGUACGAAGGAUGAAGUUAGAGUUGGAGGUGGAGGUAAAUCUACUAUAGUAGUAGCGGUC